Messenger RNA from Beta vulgaris subsp. vulgaris (sugar beet), 1246 nucleotides. Its product is annotated as eukaryotic translation initiation factor 6. The record is from RefSeq and is a predicted model, not a curated record. Gene Ontology annotation, biological process: maturation of 5.8S rRNA; ribosomal subunit export from nucleus; assembly of large subunit precursor of preribosome. Gene Ontology annotation, molecular function: ribosomal large subunit binding. Gene Ontology annotation, cellular component: preribosome, large subunit precursor; cytosol; nucleolus. Lineage: Eukaryota; Viridiplantae; Streptophyta; Magnoliopsida; Caryophyllales; Amaranthaceae.
UACAACAAAGUUAAAAACGCCACAAGGCGGCAUCGCCAAAAGUAGCUACAUCUAUUUAACUACCCAUACGCACUGCACAGCUUUUGUUAGCAGUCCGUCGCUCGCAUUUCACAAACCUCCGCUGCCCGCCGCUUUGUUCUUCCUUCAGGAGUCUUUCUCUCUUUAAUCUUUACACCCUCGCUUCCUCCGUCUCGUUUUUGCUGCUUUUACCUUUCUGCUUCGUCCAUUUUCUUGAAUCGUCUAAUCAUGGCAACUAGGCUUCAAUUUGAGAAUAAUUGUGAAGUUGGGGUUUUCUCUAAGUUGACCAAUGCGUAUUGUUUGGUCGCAAUUGGUGGGUCGGAGAAUUUCUACAGUACAUUUGAGACUGAAUUGGCAGAUUAUAUCCCUGUUGUGAAGACUUCUAUUGCUGGUACAAGGAUUAUAGGGCGAAUGUGUGCAGGAAACAAGAAUGGGCUUCUUGUGCCUCACACCACAACUGACCAGGAACUCCAACACUUGAGGAACUGUCUUCCUGAUUCAGUAGUUGUUCAACGUAUUGAAGAAAAGCUAUCUGCUUUAGGAAACUGCAUAGCAUGCAAUGACUAUGUUGCUCUGACCCACACUGAUCUUGAUAAGGAAACAGAGGAGCUUAUUGCAGAUGUUCUUGGCGUUGAGGUCUUCAGGCAGACAAUUGCUGGAAACAUUCUUGUGGGAAGCUACUGUGCGAUCACCAACAAAGGUGGUUUGGUCCAUCCUCACACCUCAAUUGAAGAUUUGGAUGAGCUUUCUACACUACUUCAGGUCCCCCUGGUGGCUGGAACAGUUAACCGAGGUAGUGAAGUAAUUGCUGCUGGUUUGACAGUAAAUGACUGGACGGCGUUUUGUGGUUCUGAUACAACAGCUACUGAACUAUCAGUAAUUGAGAGUGUCUUCAGGUUGAGGGAAGCCCAACCUAGUGCUAUUGUUGAUGAGAUGAGGAAGUCAUUAAUCGACAGCACUAUAUGAGCGUCUUUGAUUUUUCUGUUCCUGUUACCUAUCAUUGCAGGAAAUGUAGUUAAUAAUUAAAGGAGCUCCAUAUUGUUCCUCAAAGUCAUCGACGUUGAACUUCAGUAUAGGAAGAAGUGUUGGUCCAACUGUUUGGAAUUAUAUCUGGAACUUUUGGCUUUGUAAUGAACUAUUAGAAUUAUUAUGUUUGGAAUGUUGGCUAUGUUAGAAUGAACAUUUAACCAGAUAUGGUAGAAUUCUCAACAAUGAUUGUUAUAGCUUA